Molecule: messenger RNA, 1725 nt
Organism: Entamoeba nuttalli P19
Lineage: Eukaryota; Evosea; Mastigamoebida; Endamoebidae
Product: RING zinc finger protein, putative
Exons: 2
Coding region: 1-1725 (574 amino acids)
Biological process (GO): positive regulation of proteasomal ubiquitin-dependent protein catabolic process; protein polyubiquitination; ubiquitin-dependent protein catabolic process
Cellular component (GO): ubiquitin ligase complex; cytoplasm
Molecular function (GO): ubiquitin conjugating enzyme binding; zinc ion binding; ubiquitin protein ligase activity
Source: RefSeq, a predicted model, not a curated record
AUGGAUAAAGAGACUCUCGCUAUUAUUUCUCAACUUCCUAUUUCUUCAUAUCGUAAAAGGUUAAUAUCAAAGUCUGAGUGUUUUGAUAGAAAUGAGUUAUUAACAAUUAUAUAUAAAGAAUUAAGCGGUUUUGACGAUAAUUUUUUAACAAAGAACGGAUAUAUACAAAGACAAGAAGAUUGGUUUGCUCCUCAAUCAACUGUAUUUCCUAAAGAUUAUUUUGUUUUGAAAUAUAUCAAUAUUUCUGAAUAUCAAAUUAAUGAAGAAAGUAUAUGUAAUAUUACUGGUAGAGGGUUUAAUAGAUGUUUAGCUAUUUUAUCAUUAAUUCAAUGCCAAGGCAAUGAAGAAAAAGCACUUAAAAAACUUCAAAACCAUAUUGAUGAUGUAAAAAAUAAUUUAAAAAAUAAACAUAACUUAUUGAGAGAAUUAAUUUAUCCAUCAAAGAAUGUUAUUCAUCAAUGUCCAUUACUAGGACUUUCUCCACAAUUUUAUUUUGAUAUUUGUAUGAUUUAUAAUGAAGAUUCUUCUAUUAUCACGUCUGUAAAUAAUGGAACAAUACCAUCUUCAAUGAAAUUAUGGUAUAAUGAGUUAGAUAAAAAAUUGACUCAACAACAUAAAAAGCGAGAUGAAAAAUUAGAAGCACAAUCAAUUACUUGUGAUGUUUGUUAUGAAGAUAAAUUAGAAGAAGAAAUGUUCACAAAUCGUUGUGGACAUUCAUUUUGUAAACAAUGUGUUAUUGAACAAAUAUUAACUGGAAUGAGAGAAAAUGGUAAAAAUAUUGGAAAUCUUAAAUGUUUAUCCUCUGGAUGUCAUUGUUGUAUUACAAUGGAUAUUGUACGUUAUUUAGUUGAUGACUAUACAUAUUAUAGGUACUGUGAAUUACUUAUCACUGGAUUUAUUGAAGGAAAUAAAGAUUUUUUAUGUAGAUACUGUUUUAAUGAAAGAUGUAAUAAAGUAUUACAUUAUAAAGGAAGUCUUUUAGAUAAUAAUAAAACUGCAAUCUGUUCUUGUCAAACUAAUAUGUGUCUUCUUUGUGGAGAGGCAAAUCAUCGACCUGCUACUUGUGAACAAUGGAGACUAUGGCAAGAACUAUUGAAAAAGGGUGGGUUAAAUUUAAAAUGGAUUAGAACAAACUCAAGACCAUGCCCUGCAUGUAGUACAUUUAUUGAGAAGAAUGGUGGAUGUCAAUGGAUGUGUUGUUAUAAAUGCCAUUGUUUUUUCUGUUGGAUGUGCAUGCAAGUUACUAAUGAUCAUCACCACAAACCAGGACAAAAAUGCAUUCCAUACCAACAAAAAGAGAUUAAUAGUGAUGAUCACAUUGAUGAAGAUUUACUGAGUUGUCUUACUCAUUAUGAUCUUCAAGACGUAGGUGUAAAACAAUCAUUAGAAAGAUAUUCUACUAUUUUAGAAAUAAUGAAAAAACAAAAGUCUAUUGCUACAACUCUAUCUCCUUUGUAUGAGGCUUCACUUGUAGAAAUAGACGCUCAUACUGUUUUGAGAAAUUUGUACGUUCUUGAAUAUUUUAACAAAGACAAAAAAGAUCUUUAUGACUUCCAAAUGACUCAGUUCCAAUAUCCAGCUGAAGUGUUAACAAAAAAAAUUCAGUACAUUCUUAAAGCAGAAAAAAUUACAAUCAAUAUGAUGAGUGAUUUAGAUAAGUGUGUUACAUCAAUUAAGAAAACCUUUGAGAAAAUCACAUCUUCUUAUGAAGAUGACCAACAAUAA